Molecule: messenger RNA, 2925 nt
Organism: Exophiala oligosperma
Lineage: Eukaryota; Fungi; Ascomycota; Eurotiomycetes; Chaetothyriales; Herpotrichiellaceae
Exons: 2
Coding region: 1-2925 (974 amino acids)
Biological process (GO): maintenance of cell polarity; endocytosis; ER to Golgi ceramide transport
Cellular component (GO): intracellular membrane-bounded organelle; plasma membrane; perinuclear endoplasmic reticulum
Molecular function (GO): sterol binding
Source: RefSeq, a predicted model, not a curated record
AUGGCCGGACUUGAACAGAUUGAAGUUCACUCGCGGAACUAUCUUGUACGUUGGAUCAACGUCAAACAAGAAUAUACAAUCGGCUGGACCAUCCUUCCUCAGAAAAAGUCUAUCAACUUUGGCUUGUUCAAACACCCCGGGCCUCUGUCAAAUCUACAUUCCUCCUCAACUUCCCUCGCUCCUCCUUCUCCUAACCCCUCCGCUGUUGACGAGGACAAGCCAGAAAUCAAUUCCACCGCGAUAGAGAAGCUCACUGGGAUUGGCCUCAAACAAAUCAAGUGGGUGGGAAAAUGUGAAGCUGACAGGGUCACCCAUGGCAAACAUGAAGUACGCCUCGGAGAAGGUGGCAAUUACGCGCUUGUAUUCGACAACACCUUCUCGAAGAGCAUAUCAAAGACAGCGACCGUCUUUUUGCUCACCUAUCCCACCGCAUGCCAGACUCAGAUCCAAUUUGGCGCGCAACCACAGCAGGGCCAAUCUAUGGCCUCCGCCAUGGCCAUUGCUUCCGCUUCGGGACCUUUGUUCAGGAGAAGCCCAAAGUUGAGGGCCAAGGACAAAGAGUCGGUAGACUCUCUUCGACAGACGUCGACGAACCAGUCAGCCAAUGGAAGUAUUCCGCCUGUCGCAGAAGGGUUGAGGCUGGAUUCUUCUUCUAUUCAUACAGGUGUACUCCAGAAGCGCAGGCGUAAGAAACACCAGGGCUAUGCGCGGCGGUUCUUUUGUUUGGACUAUACCUCUUCUACACUAUCAUACUAUCGCGAUAGAAGCUCUUCUGCUCUAAGAGGUGCUAUACCCUUAUCAUUGGCUGCCAUAUCGGCGAACUCGAAGUCGCGCGAAAUAACCAUUGAUUCCGGAGCUGAAAUAUGGCAUCUCAAGGCCAAUAAUGAAGCAGACUUUGAGGCUUGGAAGCGGGCCUUGGAGACGGCCGCUCGAAUUAUGCUGCAGACUCACACUCCGGGUGAUAGACUGCAGAUUGACACCGGCAAGGAAGGCUCUGGUGAAGGCGCAAGCAACCUUGAUGACCGGGAAUGGAUUCGAUUAGAGACGUUGCUGAGCCGUAUCUCGGGUACGAGAGAUGCUGUUCGGAGACUUUGUCUGGACACAUUGGCGCAAAGCUUGCCUCCCCCUUCACCUCGAUUAGGGUCGACUUCUGCAGGUUCUACUCCGACGGAUGGGCCACCACUCGACGACUAUUUCAAGCAAGAUGACCGAAAGCCAUUCUGGAAGAGGAAGCCUAGCGCGGCUAACAGCCAAACAAACAUAUUCAAACGCAGUGUUUCUGCCCAGCUCGCCGUGCCCGCUCCCGGCAUCGAACCAGUCUUGCGAAGUGGCUUACCAUCUCCGCAAGCACUUCCCAAUGGUCACGGCAGACCCCAACUGCCCCACGAAGAAAGCAUGCAUGACCAUUGCAAGGCGGUGUUGCACGACCUGGAUUCGGUUGUGAGCGAAUUUUCUACCCUCAUCACAGAGACCAAGAUCCGGAGAACAACACCACCUAAGUCUGCCGUGUCUCGACUGAGUCUUCAAUCCGUGGAAUCUCAGGAAUAUUUCGACGCCGAGGACACUUCUCGCGUCCUCAAUGUUCAUUCCGAUACUGACCACGAGGCUACGGAUGAGGGUACUGGCGAGGAUGAGGAUUCAGCCACGAGUAGCGACAUUGGUGAAGAUUUGUUAGGAGUCGUAAAUUGGAAGUCUGGAAGUGUUUCGACAUUUCUCCCUCCCCAGUCGAAGACCUUGGCUCCUUUGCCGUUGCCGCCGGUACCGCGUCGAAGUCAGAUAGCACCGCCAACUAUCAUGCCGCCCAGUUUGAUCGGCUUUCUCCGGAAAAAUGUUGGGAAAGAUUUGUCGACGAUAUCGAUGCCAGUGUCUGCAAAUGAGCCUUUAUCACUGCUUCAGAGGGCGGCGGAGCAGCUAGAAUACUCUCAGCUUCUAGAUACUGCCGACAAGACGCACGAUGUCUUCGAACGAUUGAUGUACGUCACGGCUUUUGCCGUAUCAUCCUUGUCGAAUUCUCGCGUCAAGGAGAGAUCAAUACGAAAGCCUUUUAAUCCUAUGUUGGGCGAGACUUACGAAUUGAUCCGAGAAGAUCGAGGCUUCCGGUUUCUUGGAGAGAAGGUUUCACACCGCCCGGUGCAACUUGCAUUCCACGCCGAGUCAAGUCAAUGGACAUUUACCCAGUCCCCUCUGCCAUCACAAAAAUUCUGGGGCAAGUCGUCGGAGAUUAUCACCGAGGGCAAAGCGCGGCUAGUGCUUCAUAGUAGCGGCGACACUUAUAGCUGGUCUGCAGCCACAUGUUUCCUGCGCAACAUCAUUGCUGGAGAAAAGUACGUCGAGCCGGUUGGAAGUAUGACCAUCGUCAACGAAAGCUCAGGACACAAGGCGGUGGUAUCCUUCAAAGCUAAAGGCAUGUUUUCUGGUCGCAGUGAGGAUGUUGAGGUGCAGACCUUUGACGAACAUGGCCAGGACUUGGCCAUCGGACUCAGCGGGACCUGGACCAACGCGCUCCAACUCAAGGAGCCCGGCAAGGUCGCUCGGUCUACGAUUUGGUCCGUUGGGCCAUUAGUUGACAAUGCACCAAAGCAUUACGGAAUGACACUGUUUGCGGCCCAACUCAACGAGAUAACUAAACUCGAACAUGGAAAGCUACCGCCAACGGAUAGUCGACUCCGACCUGAUCAACAAGCCCUGGAACAAGGGGACCAUGAUAGUGCGGAGAGUUUGAAAAAUCAACUUGAGGAGGCACAAAGGGCCCGGCGCAGAGAGAUGGAGGGCAACGGUGAAUCCUGGGAAGCGCGAUGGUUUUCCAAAGUAGAACUUGGAGACGAAGUUGUUUGGAAAUUGAAGACUGGCAAAGAAGGCUACUGGGAAGAGCGAGCGCGGGAUGAGUGGACUGGAGUGACACCGGUGCUCGAAGUAGGACGAUGA